Aricia agestis (brown argus) is the source of this 567-nucleotide messenger RNA. RefSeq names its product 40S ribosomal protein S13 (gene RpS13). Gene Ontology annotation, biological process: translation. Bases 89 to 544 code for a protein of 151 amino acids. Gene Ontology annotation, cellular component: nucleolus; ribosome; cytosolic small ribosomal subunit. The transcript is spliced from 3 exons. The record is from RefSeq and is a predicted model, not a curated record. Gene Ontology annotation, molecular function: structural constituent of ribosome; small ribosomal subunit rRNA binding. NCBI's taxonomy places the organism in Eukaryota, Metazoa, Arthropoda, Insecta, Lepidoptera, Lycaenidae.
AAGGUAUAAUUUCCGGUCUCCUGUCACCAUCUUUUUGGAUUUGCUUGUUGUCGUUGUCAGGUCGGCGAUUUUCUAAAAAUCCGCAACCAUGGGUCGCAUGCACGCACCUGGCAAGGGUAUUUCACAGUCGGCGUUGCCAUACCGCCGCAGUGUCCCAACCUGGUUAAAAUUAACCGCUGAUGAUGUCAAGGAACAGAUUUUCAAACUUGGCAAAAAGGGUCUUACCCCAUCACAAAUCGGUGUCAUGCUCAGGGAUUCCUAUGGUGUCGCACAAGUUAGAUUUGUCACCGGUAAAAAGAUCCUGCGUAUCAUGAAGGCCAUGGGUCUCGCCCCCGAUCUACCUGAGGACUUAUACUACUUGAUCAAGAAGGCUGUCGCCAUGCGCAAGCACUUGGAGCGCAACAGGAAGGACAAGGACAGCAAAUUCAGACUGAUUCUUGUCGAGUCCAGAAUACACAGGCUGGCCCGUUACUACAAGACCAAGAGUGUGCUCCCUCCCAACUGGAAAUACGAGUCGAGCACCGCCUCCGCUUUAGUGGCUUAAGUUAAUAAAUCUUAUAAAAUUUA